AUGAGUGACCGUAGCAGCCGGAGGAAGACGAUGAAGAAAGACGAUGAAGCCUUCGAAAUCUCCAUUCCCUUUGACCAGACGCCCCACCUGGACCCCCAGAUUUUCUACAGCCUGAGCCCCUCUCGGGGGAACUUCGAGGAGCCCCCCGAGUCCGCGGCUCCGGCCCUGGCGCUCAUGAACGGCGUGAAGGCCCAGCUACACAUGGCCCUGGAGAGGAACUCCUGGCUGCAGAAGCGCAUUGAGGACCUGGAAGAGGAGAGGGACUUCCUGCGGUGUCAGCUGGACAAGUUCAUCUCCUCAGCACGGAUGGACGCAGAGGACCACUGCAGGCUGAAGGCUGCGCCCCGGAGGGUCGAAGUGGACGGCCGGGGCGGGGCCGGGGGUGAGGCCUCAGACCCCGAGUCAGCGGCCUCCUCGCUCAGCGGGGGGUCUGAAGAAGGCAGCUCCAGUGAGAGGAAGAGGCAGAAGCAGAAGGGGGGCACCGGCCGGAGACGCUUUGGGAAGCCCAAGGCUCGGGAGAGGCAGCGGGUGAAGGACGCAGACGGGGUCCUCUGCCGCUACAAGAAGAUCCUGGGCACCUUCCAGAAGUUGAAGAGCAUGUCGCGGGCCUUCGAGCACCACCGCGUGGACCGCAACACGGUGGCUCUGACCACGCCCAUCGCAGAGCUGCUGAUCGUGGCCCCGGAGAAGCUGGCCGAGGUGGGCGAGUUCGACCCCUCCAAGGAGCGCCUGCUGGAGUACUCGCGCCGCUGCUUCCUGGCCCUGGACGAGGAGACCCUCAAGAAGGUGCAGGCGCUUAAGAAGAGCAAGCUGCUGCUGCCUAUCACCUACCGCUUCAAGCGGUGAUGGCCGCCGGACACGCCCCCACGGCCAGCCCCCUCCGCCCGCCCAGG
Elephantulus edwardii (Cape elephant shrew) is the source of this 893-nucleotide messenger RNA. RefSeq names its product coiled-coil domain containing 106 (gene CCDC106). The transcript has 5 exons. The coding region runs from base 1 to 846 and encodes 281 amino acids. Gene Ontology annotation, cellular component: nucleoplasm. Lineage: Eukaryota; Metazoa; Chordata; Mammalia; Macroscelidea; Macroscelididae. The record is from RefSeq and is a predicted model, not a curated record.